AGUUCUAAUUGAGUUGCGCUAGCGAAUGAAUGUUAUUGAAUGUUAAACGCUUGUUCGCGUCGAUUGCUGAUACGAACGCGCGCGCACACAAGAUCAACCGACGCACUCUAACGGCAACGCGUGCCAUUUCCGUAAAGUCCAAAGGCGAGCUUCAAUUCAGUAUAGUUUUACUGACACCGGCGCCGCGAUCUUUACCAACAAUUGUUGUUAUUUAUUAACUCGAAACUUUUCUUCGUGGCCGUCUACCGUUGCCACCUAUGCCGUCGUAGUUGUUGUCAUCGUCGAAUUUGUAGUGACAGACGUCGAAGCGUAAAUUUAGCGAUAAUUACAUUUCAAUUUGUGAUUUUAUUAAAAAAAAUUUGCAUAAUGAUCUCUUAUAUAAAGAAAUGAAUAUUGUACUUACAAACAUACGCAUAACAGUGUGCUUGCGUAAAUAAGUACAGCAGCAACAACAACAGCGCAAGUGGUCUGAAAACAAUACGUAGAUGCAGACAUACAUAUAUAUAUGUGUGUACAGCAACAACACUAACUGAUAAUAAAAAUAUGAAAAGGGAUUAAAAACUAAACUUAAUUUAAGUAGUGAAAUAAAAAGUAUAUAAAAAAUAAUAAUUGAUCGAAAAAUAAAUUGAUAAAAAAAUAGAAGAAGAAAUUGCUAAAAUAAUGCAUUAAAAAUAAAAAUAAACUUUUAUAAACAAUAUGUCAUCAAUUAUGUUAAAUGUGUUAACCUUUAAAAGCCACUUUGAACCAAAAUUAAGGUUAUAAUAUUUUACAUACAACUAAAAUUGCCUAAAUCCAACAGUGCGAAAAUGACUUAGUAGUAUAAACAUAAUUUAUUUAGUGAAAAGAUAGACUUCUCUAACAAUUAACGGUGAAUAUCAAUAUAAAAGAAACCGCCGCAAUAUCCGCUUAAUAGCGGUAAAAUGCUUUAAUCCACGCAAGCGAUACCACAGCACUAUGGGAAUUGAUGGCAGUAUUAUGCAGCGACAUCUGUGCUCCCUAGUCACCCAAACGCUAUUAUUUUUGAUUGUCAGCGCUGUGGCAGUAGCCAACACCACCACCAACAACAACCAAACCGAAUCCGUGUUAAUACCCACCCGCAUACCCAGUCAAACAUUUCCCUUCGUACGAAAGGGUGUGAAGAGUGAAUCGGUGCAAACUUUUAUAGCGCCACGACGAAAUGAUACACCCAGUUAUGCCGAAUAUCACAUUAUACUGUUGGCUAUGCUGCCAACUACCGAACCGGAUACAAAUAAUGAUUGCUUCAUGGCGAAAAUGUUGCCCGCACUCGAGCUCGGUAUUGAUGCGGUGCAGAGAUAUGGUUUUCACGAAGCCUACAUUGAUCUUACGCUCAUAGCACGUGACUCCUUUUGCUCUUCAAUCUAUGGACCAAUCGGUUUUUAUGAAGUGCUAUUGCAACAGCCAAAUUUGAAUGCCAUCUUCGGCCUGCCGUGUGAAUAUGUUUUGGCGCCAAUCUCACGCUAUGCUGGCGCUUAUAGUAUACCCGUUGUAACGACGGGCGGCAGUGCUUCGGCAUUUGGUAAGAAGGCUGGUAAUUUUCCCACCUUGACGCGUUUACAUGGUACACAAGGUAACAAUUUGGGCAAUGCAGUGUUCGCGAUCAUCAAUGAAUUCAAUUGGACACGUACAGCAUUGAUAUAUGAAUCGGAUAAUAUUGAUGAUAAGGGUUAUUCGGUUUGUUUCUUCUGCUCGUAUGUGAUACAUGAUAAGCUAGGUGCCCGUUCGGUUAUGCAGCAGGGAUUCGAUAGGAAUACAUGGAAUGGUACAAAGAUUACGAAUAUGAUGAAGAAACUAUCCAAGGAGGUGCGAAUUGUCAUUAUGUGUGCGGAACCCGAGAAUAUACGCCGAAUUAUGCUGACCGCUGAGGAAUUGAAUAUGAUCGACAGUGGCGAAUAUGUGUUUAUUAAUAUUGAAAUGUUCUCGCACGCUUCACACAUCGCUUGGAAGCCUUGGUAUGACAAAAAUGAUACAAAAGAAAAUAAUGAACGCGCCCGAAAGGCAUAUACAGCUAUACUGACUUUAACGCCAAAACAGCCGGAUGAUGAAGCAUACACUACAGUUUCAAAUAAGAUCAAAACCAUCGCUACGGAGAAAUACAAUUACACAUUCCAGGAAAAUGAGGAUGUCUCAUCCUUUGUAAUAUCUUUCUUCGAUGGUGUAUUGCUCUAUGCCAAAGCCCUCAAUGACAGUAUCCGUGAGGAUCCGACAGUGCUGACACGCCCUAUAAAUGGCACCGAUAUGGUACGACGUAUGUGGGGUCGCAGCUUCAAGGGUAUUACCGGUAAUGUAACUAUCGAUAACAACGGCGAUCGUAUCUCAGCAUAUUCUUUACUGGAUAUGAAUCCGCAUACGGGUAGUUUUGAAAUUGUUGCUGAUUUCAUCCACAACCGCUUAGACUUUGUGCCGGGUAAGGAGAUACAUUGGGCCGGGGGUCGCAAAGAACCGCCACCUAGUACGCCGAUUUGUGGUUACGAUGGCUCACUAUGUCCAGAUAAUUCUCUACCCGGUUAUGCCAUACUUUCGAUCAUACUCGGCGUCGUAGUUGUGCUGAUGACCGUCGGUUUCUUUUUCGGCUAUCGACAUUACAAAUCAGAAGCGGAAAUAAAUUCUAUGACAUGGAAGAUUUCACUUAGUGAUUUAGUUUGUCCGGAUUUGGGAGGUCGCGGUAUACGCGGCUCUUUCCACUCACUUGUGCGGCAUAGCUCGCAAUUGACACUAAUGUCCGAUGAUUUGCGUUCGCUGUGCGGUGAUCGUCAAAUCUUUAUACCAGUCGGUAUGUAUCGUGGUUGUGAAGUGGCCAUUAAGGCUAUCGAAAAUCGACAAAUCAAUUUGACACGUUCGCUAAUGUUGGAACUAAAAAGUAUGAAGGAUCUACAGCAUGACCAUUUGGUAAAAUUCUAUGGCGCGUGCUUGGAUCCGCCGAAGCGUUUCCUACUCACCGAAUACUGUCCGAAGGGCUCACUGCAGGACAUACUGGAGAAUGAACAAUUCCAGCUGGACUGGAUGAUUAAAUUAUCGUUGAUGCAUGAUAUUGUGCGCGGCAUGCAUUUUUUGCACAACUCGGUUAUACGCUCGCAUGGCAAUUUGAAGUCAUCCAAUUGUGUGGUGGAUUCGAGGUUCGUUUUAAAAAUAACCGAUUUUGGUUUGCAUACGCUAAAGCGGGAACGACCAGAAGCAGUGGAAAAUGAUGUGGAAGACUGCAAUAGUCAUGCGUAUUGGAGUAAACUAUUUUGGACAGCGCCUGAAUUAUUGAAAAUUGGCAAUAAUCGUCCACCUGAGGGUACACAAAAGGGUGACGUUUAUUCCUUUGGCAUAAUUGUACAUGAAAUCAGUACAAGGCAAGGUCCAUUUUAUCUGGGCACGACUGAAACAGAAAAAUCACCUAAAGAAAUUAUUCAACUAGUCAGAAGUUAUCCGGAAAAUAUAUCUUCACCAUUUCGUCCGUACAUCGAUGAACAUGACGGAUACCUUGAUAUUAACAACCUCAUGAUCAAGUGCUGGGCUGAGGAUCCGCUUGAUCGUCCCGACUUCAAUGCACUCAAAUCAAUUAUACGUCGAAUCAAUAAAGACAACGAGACCGGAAACAUUGUAGACAACCUGCUUAAACGCAUGGAACUGUAUGCCAAUAAUCUAGAGGAGCUUGUCGAAGAGCGUACACAAGACUACAUUGAGGAGAAGAAGAAAUGCGAGAAGCUGUUGUAUCAGCUUUUGCCGCAGAGCGUUGCAGCGCAGCUUAUCAGCGGACAACCGGUGGUGGCCGAAACCUUCGAUCAAGUCACUAUCUACUUCAGUGAUAUUGUUGGUUUCACCGCCAUCUCAGCUGAGAGUACACCCCUGCAGGUGGUGCAAUUUCUCAACGAUCUCUACACCUGUUUCGAUUCCAUUGUGGAAAAUUUCGAUGUCUACAAAGUGGAAACGAUAGGCGAUGCGUAUAUGGUUGUCUCCGGUCUGCCCAUACGUAAUGGCAAUCAGCAUGCUCGUGAAAUUGCACGUUUAGCAUUAGCGCUACUUGGCGCCGUGCAUAAAUUUAGAAUACAUCAUCGUCCGCAAGAUCAACUUAAGCUACGUAUUGGCUUGCACACGGGCGCUUGCGUAGCUGGCGUUGUGGGUUUAAAGAUGCCGCGCUAUUGUCUCUUUGGUGAUACGGUGAAUACGGCGUCACGCAUGGAAUCGAAUGGCGAAGCGCUACGUAUACACAUUAGUGAGAAUACCAAAUUGGCAUUAGAUGAGUUCGGCACAUUCAUUACCACACAACGUGGUUAUGUACCUAUGAAGGGUAAAGGUGAAAUGCUCACAUAUUGGUUGGAGGGUGAAGUACCAAAACCAGAGUCACCUUCAAUACCGGGACAACAGUUGCUGCACGGACGACGUUCCUCACUCAAACAUCCGCCGCAACGUUAUAGUGUUAUGUUGCAAAAGCAACAUUCCGAGAUCUCAGAGGAUGAACAGCUAACGCCAGCGACAAUAGCUGAACCCAAUAGCAGCGUAAGGAGAACGCCCACUUUGCGUGCUAAGCGCAAAAUCUCGUCAUCAUCACCAAAACUGAAUGGCAACGAAUUUAAACCUGAAGACUUCAAUUACUAUCUAGAUACUGUCAAACAAUAUGACAAAGAGCACAUAGGGAAUGUGGCUAAAGCAACUAAUGGGCUAAAUGGUGACAUUUAUAGCUGCCGUUCAUUACGUGAGCCACGUAAAGACAACAACAACGAGUUGGCCAAUCUACGAUUACCGUUAUCUGGUGCAUUGAAAAAUCACAAUAACAAUUUAGCAUAUAACCAACGCAACAGCUCUACACAUCUAUUGCAAUCUAAUUCGAAUUCCAAUUUAAGCGGCAUUCUACAUCCCACAGCAACACCGUUGGCACGCGUACGCCUGAAGCCAUCACCUACCAUUUCCACAUUGGUAUCAAAUGAACGUUCCGACAAUGACAGCUUACAAGGUGGUCAACGCAUCAAAUUCCAAGUAGACAUUAAAGAUAACGGUCUAAAUGGCAGAUCAGAACCAAAUACUUUAGCACAACUUUUACCUCGACGUCCAUCAGACGUUGAAUCAUAUAAUGACUCAUAUAAUGAAUCAAAUAAAUAUAAGCAUUGUAGUGUUGUGAACGAUGGCGUUGACGAAGACGAAAACGAUACUGACAUGCCAUUAAAUCACUAUCUGAAUAGUAGUAAAGCACACUUGUUUGAAAGCGAAAAUGUAAAUAGUGUUGUAAUCACUAAAAAUGGAUGUGAUAGUGUAUGCAAAAGCAACAAUGAUAGCUGUAAUAAUAUUGUAAAGUCAAAUAAUGUAAAGAAUUUGCAACUUAAUAGCAAAGCUGUGCCGUCUAUGGAUAAUCACUUGGGCGUAAGUGCUGCAGACGCAGUGAAUACGGGUGCAGGUGUGGUGGGUAAUGCUGUAACUGUGACGACAACUACUGUAGGGCGUUUGGCGCAGCCGUUAUUGGGAAAGAUCAAUUCAUAAUUUGGUAUAAAUCAUUAUUUUAGAAACGGAUUUCACUACUGCAGGGCAAAUAUGCAAUUGUGGUGUAACUCAUGUUCACUAAGUGGACGCCUACAUGUGCAUAUGUAUGUAUGUUUAAUUACUGCAAAAAACACAACCACAAUGGCAACACUUUGAAACCGUUGUCAGGUUUACAAGUAUGUAGAUAUGUGAUCACGAAUUUCUCAAGAAUAAAUGAAAUUUACUAAACCAUUGUAUAUAUGUAUAAGGUUGCUUGAAUUUAACUUAUUGUGUGACUCUCGUGGUAAUUAAAAAUAUAUGCACAUUUAAAAUAAUAUUACGGAAAUUCUUGUACUCAGUACUAUUACAAAAAACAAUAUUAUAUUCGCGCGUAAAAAAAGCUAUUUAUAAAUAAUUUAACAUUUCAUAUGUUUGCAAAUUGCUGUUGCGUAGUGUUAUGUGAUAUGUCAACGACAUACUUAAAAUCUAAUAAAAAUAUAAUGUUUUAAAUACAAAUACAAGUACAUUAUAUUCUCGACCAUCACAAAUAGUAUGUAAGUUAAGUUCUUUUUUAGUAUACUAAAAUAUAAAGUAUGUGAAGAUUUCAAGUGUAUUUUUUAAAAUUAUAUUUAUCCAGUGGCUGUUCUCAAAAACUUUAACAAAUAAUUGUAGUAAUAUCUUGAAAAUAUAUUUAAAUUUUAAGUUGUAUUUAUUUUUUUACUUAAUUAUUGAUUAGUAUAUCUAGAAAUACAUAUUUAUGUAUAUACGCAUAUAUGUAAAUAUAUUUUAAAUAUUGUAAAAAAGUGUAGUUUAAUAAAUAAAGAAUCAAAAUAAAUAUUUCAAUCUCAAAUUGAUUAAUUAUU
Bactrocera oleae (olive fruit fly) is the source of this 6320-nucleotide messenger RNA. Lineage: Eukaryota; Metazoa; Arthropoda; Insecta; Diptera; Tephritidae. The record is from RefSeq and is a predicted model, not a curated record.